AUGAUGCACAGCGCCCACUCAGUCGCUACCCAAGCUAGCCUGUCACUGCUGAAGCUGUCGUCUCUGUUACUGCCCUUUGUUACUGCACAGGAUUCUGUUAGCUAUGACUUCGACAGCUAUGGAGCUUCUGAUCCGAGUGGCACGCCGUACCAAACUUACAUGUCGAACACGAAUGUGAAGCCACCGCAGAUGCAGAUCAAUCGAAAUGGAACAGCGUUGCAGAGCGGACUUGUGUUCCUGGGGAUCAAUGAAUUCUCAGAUGAUCGCAUGGGGUCACUUGUAUGGACCGGCAACUACAGCGAACCUUUCGAUUUCAAGACGCAGACAUACAAGGGCGAGCCUGUACUUACACUCUGGUCUGGAGAGUUACUGAACGGCUACGGACGAGGUUCAUAUCAUAUCCUCAACCAAAGCUAUGACGAGAUAGCGCACUUUCAGGUCAACCGUUUCGGAGAUGAAAUGGGCGAUAUCCACGAGUUCGACAUCACUGCUGACGAUACCGCGCUUGUCUUGAUCUACCAUGGCAUUCCAUGGGAUUUGACUGCAUCCGGAGGUAUCGAGAAUGGUUGGCUGUUCGAGAAUACUUUCCAGGAAAUCAACAUCGAGACUGGAGAGCUUAUUUUUGAGUGGAAUGCCAGUACUCAUGUUGGAAUCAACGAGUCGUACAACUCUCUCCCGUCUGAGGUUGGUCAAUCCGAAGAAGCGCCGUGGGAUUACUUCCAUAUAAACUCCGUCGAGAAGGACAGCAACGGUGAUUACCUAGUCUCAGCACGCGUCAUGGAUGCCAUAUACAAGAUAUCUGGACAAGACGGAAGCAUCAUCUGGCGCCUUCAAGGUAAACAAUCAGACUUUGACGUUGACCCGGCAGCCAACUUCGCUUUCCAACACGAUGCUCGCUGGCUCAACGACAACCAAACUCGCAUGACGAUUUUUGACAAUGGACCCACCGAGACGAUUGGCUAUUCGCGAGGUCUCUUGCUCGAUGUCAAUCAGAACGAAAAGACCGUCAAACUUAUUACUGAAUUCGCCAACCAAGGCAAGACCUUUGCAACAUUCGAAGGCAGCUUGCAAGCCAUCGACCCUUCUAACGGAACCACAAACUUCAUGCUUGGCUUCGGCAGCCAGCCCUUCUUCACUGAGUUGGACCACCAAGGCAACAUCCUUCUUGACGUACAGUUUGGCAAAAGUAACGUUGUAAACGCAUACCGCGCGUAUCGCCAGCAAUGGGAGGGAAACCCAUCCACCAAGCCGGAUGUGCACUGGGAUCAAGACGGAAACACGGCGUUCUUCUCUUGGAACGGGGCUACUGAGGUCGAAAGUUGGGUUGUAUGCACGGCCAAUGCGAGCGAUUCACGUACCUGGACCAAUGUCACUGUGGCAAGGAGGACAGGAUUUGAGACAACAAUCGACCUUUCCGACGCACAGUUGGAGAGCUUUGUACGUGGAAAAGCUGUGAGCAGUGAUGGUACUGCGUUGGGAUGGACUAUGGCGAGUGAUGGGAAUGAAUUGUACGAUGCGCCAGACGAUGUUGAUGAGAUUGGAUCGGCGAGUGCUCCUACUUCUACGGCUUCUUCUUCUUCCACGAGUACCUCAGCGCCAUCGAGCACAGAUGCUGCUCCUUCGAGCACUUCGAGUGGUGCUGCGACAAGAGCGACACAUGGGGUUAUGGAGCAGGUGUACGUCGCUGCUGUCGUGGUGGUAGGCGGGCUCGCUCUUGUGUAA
Molecule: messenger RNA, 1722 nt
Organism: Alternaria postmessia
Lineage: Eukaryota; Fungi; Ascomycota; Dothideomycetes; Pleosporales; Pleosporaceae
Exons: 2
Coding region: 1-1722 (573 amino acids)
Source: RefSeq, a predicted model, not a curated record